Molecule: messenger RNA, 5918 nt
Organism: Motacilla alba alba
Lineage: Eukaryota; Metazoa; Chordata; Aves; Passeriformes; Motacillidae
Gene: TGFBR1
Product: transforming growth factor beta receptor 1
Exons: 9
Coding region: 141-1661 (506 amino acids)
Biological process (GO): transforming growth factor beta receptor signaling pathway; protein phosphorylation; nervous system development
Cellular component (GO): activin receptor complex; plasma membrane
Molecular function (GO): transforming growth factor beta receptor activity, type I; activin binding; SMAD binding
Source: RefSeq, a predicted model, not a curated record
CCGCCGCCGCGUCGGCGGCAUUCGCGGCCGGAGCGGGCCGGGAGGGCGCACGCAGCGCGAGCGCCGCGCCGGUCCCUGGGCGGGCGGAGCGGGCGCGCGUCGCGAGGCGGAUCCCGGCUCCGGGGAGUCGCGGCCGGGACAUGGCGGCGGCCGCUCGGCGGCCGUGGCGGCGUCCCUGGGCCCUGCUGUGCCUGACUGUGGCCGCUCUGCUCUGCCCCGCGGCGGGCGAAUUAGAGUGUUACUGCCAGCUAUGUACAAAAGACAACUUUACGUGUAUGACAGAUGGAGUAUGUUUUGCCUCAGUAACACGAACUGCAGACAAAAUAAUGCGCAACAGUAUGUGUAUAGCAGAAAUUGAUCUGAUUCCUCGAGACAGGCCAUUUGUUUGUUCCCCUUCCACCAGAGAUGGAGUCCAUACUGUGUCUCACUGCUGUAACACACCUCUCUGCAAUAAAGUAGAACUCCCAAUUCCAACACCAGGCCCUACUCCAGAAAAACCAGCUUCUAACCUAGGACCUGUGGAACUAGCUGCUGUCAUUGCUGGACCUGUCUGUUUUGUCUGCAUUUCACUGAUGUUGAUUCUAUACCUUUGUCAUAAUCGUACUGUAAUCCAUCAUCGUGUGCCAAGCGAAGAAGACCCUUCAUUGGAUCGUCCCUUUAUAUCAGAAGGAACCACUUUAAAGGAUUUAAUUUAUGAUAUGACAACUUCAGGUUCUGGGUCAGGUUUACCUUUACUUGUGCAAAGAACGAUCGCAAGAACUAUAGUACUUCAAGAAAGCAUUGGUAAGGGUCGCUUUGGAGAAGUCUGGCGGGGGAAGUGGAGAGGAGAAGAAGUUGCUGUGAAGAUCUUCUCUUCAAGAGAGGAACGGUCAUGGUUUCGAGAAGCAGAAAUUUAUCAGACAGUUAUGCUACGCCAUGAGAACAUUCUUGGAUUUAUAGCUGCAGACAACAAAGACAAUGGUACAUGGACUCAACUGUGGUUAGUGUCAGACUAUCAUGAGCAUGGAUCACUCUUUGAUUACCUGAACAGGUAUACAGUAACAGUGGAAGGAAUGAUAAAAUUAGCUUUGUCCACUGCCAGUGGUCUUGCUCAUCUGCACAUGGAAAUUGUUGGCACACAAGGCAAACCAGCGAUUGCUCAUAGAGAUUUAAAAUCAAAAAACAUAUUGGUGAAAAAGAAUGGAACAUGCUGCAUUGCAGAUCUGGGAUUGGCGGUUAGACACGAUUCAGCUACAGACACAAUUGACAUUGCCCCAAACCACAGAGUGGGAACAAAAAGGUACAUGGCUCCUGAAGUCCUAGAUGAUUCCAUAAAUAUGAAACAUUUUGAGUCAUUCAAAAGAGCAGACAUCUAUGCAAUGGGAUUAGUGUUUUGGGAAAUAGCUCGGCGGUGUUCAAUUGGUGGAAUCCACGAAGAUUACCAGUUGCCAUACUAUGACCUCGUUCCUUCAGACCCUUCUGUUGAAGAAAUGAGGAAAGUUGUGUGUGAACAGAAGUUAAGGCCCAAUAUUCCAAACAGAUGGCAGAGCUGUGAGGCAUUACGAGUGAUGGCAAAAAUUAUGCGGGAAUGCUGGUAUGCCAACGGAGCCGCUCGGCUGACAGCUUUGCGCAUUAAGAAAACAUUAUCACAACUUAGUCAACAGGAGGGGAUCAAGAUGUAAUCCUGGAUUUGCUACCGAACAACACUGUAAAAAUCCCUAUCUGCACCAGAGUGGCGUGUUAAGAAGGUUAAUUGUUCUACCUCACUGGGGGAACAGAAGGAUAUUGCUGCCUUUUAGUACUUUAUAGGAACGUCACUUAUUAGGAUUUUUGUGGAUGUGCUAAACAGUUGUGUUGGGUCUUUCUGUGCACUAUGAACCUCUUUCCCAGGUUACUUACAAAACAUCAUAACUCUAGUUUCAUUAAUCUAUAAUUUUUUUAUUUGGGAAGUUGAUAGCUGGUCUUUGCUAGUUAACUGUGCUAUAAGUAGGAGGUCACUUCUAAAAUGAGACUGGUUUGCUAUAUUGUUCUACAGUGCAUUGAUGGCUCUUAAAGCAACUUUAUUCCUACCUGGUACAUUGACUACUCUGAACCACUGUCUCGAUUCCUUGAUUCAGAUUGUGAAUGUACUGUUGGAGUAUACCUUGCUAGCUAUUAAGGUAGUGCAUCUUUUGGACUCUUACCUUGACUUACAAAUUGACCUCAUUCAGUUGUGGGAACAUAACUUAUGCAACUAUACUUUAAACGUGAUUACUGGGUUUUUUCCACUUUUUCAGAACAUUACAUUGCCUUCAAAAUAGAUUGUAUUACACCAGUAAGUGCCACUUUUGAGUCUUUUGAUGCAAAAUAGUAGGGAUGUACAAAGCCUAUGGUACUUUUGGUUUCAAAAAUACAAGUUAAAAGUUGUUCCUUUGCCUAGCUAAGUGCUAAAUCUCACUCAUUGCAAUGGUGAGUACAUAAUUGAUAAAAUAUCUUCAAUUUUACCAAAAUCUGACUCUUGAAACCACUGUAGGAGUUUUAAAUAGUGUAAGCUAGUAAAUUCACUGUCAUAUUUUGUAAUUGUCAAGUUAUGAGUCAUGAUUAUGUAGGAGAUUUUUUUAAAUCAACUGGUACUUCUAAAAUGCUUGAAGUACCUAUCUACUUCAGAAAAGUAGCAAGAAAAGUAAAAUGUUAAGGGAGAUUUUACUUCAUUAAAUAAGUAUGAAAAGCAUAUUUUCUGUGCAGUUCUGCCAAGUCUUAAGGCUCAGAGAACUGUAUGAAUAUUUGCAAUUACACAAGGAUUAAAUGCACCUGUCAUUAGAGAAGUUCUUUGGGCUUUUGUACUAGACAGUUCAAAGCUGCUUGUAAGUUUUAUGUGCAUGUAUGUUGUGUGCCUCAUACACAAAAUGGUGAGCUAGAGAAGGUGGUGAGCUACAGGUCUUUGGAUACAAGUGUCAGGGGAUUCCAGUGAUCCUCUUCAUUGUUAGAAGAACAAAGCUUAUGGUGACUUGUGUUGUCAUAAGAACACAGAAGAAUAUGCAUGGCUUUAGUCAAGAUUUCCCUGAGUUUUUAAGAGUAUCAUAAUAUUUUCACAAACUUGUUCAUAAAUUAAAUUGCUUCUUGCCCAAAUGUACGAUAAAACCCUGCUGUUACCAGGAUAUUUUUUUUAAUUGCAAUUUUAGCAAGAGUCUGGUUGACCCUUGGUUUUGUUAAUGUCCAAAACAGUAGUAUUUCAGUAUGUGAAUGUGCCUGGUAAUUAAUAUGCUGCCCAACCUGCCACUCUUCAGAACACAUCAGUGCCCAUCUCAUUACACAACACACAUGGCAUCCUUUAACUUAGCUUCCUGUUCAUCCAUUGGCAUAGAGCCCACUGAGAGUUUGUUACCAAGAUAGUGGCAAUGGCAGGGUGGUUGCUGGCAGCAGCACAGUCGAGGUUCUGUGCCAUGGUGAUGUGUGGCAGAUAAAGCAGGAAGAGGAAUGAGGUCCAGGAAGAAGAGGCUACAUAGGUGACUCAAGCCUUACCCAAAGAAAAGCCUUAACAGUUAAUUUUUGUUUAUUUCUGUAUUCUUACUGCUUGCUUGGAGAUAAGUUUAAAUGAUGUCAGAAUUACAGACCCUCAGAGGUCAAACUGCAAAUAAUGAAAUGUUUUUGUCAGCAACAAAAUGGAUGAGUUUAUUCAUAUUGGAAGACAGUAUCCAGGAGAAAAGGGAAAAAUAAGAGAAGUUCUUAGAAACCAAUUAGGCUUAAACAUACAUACAGCUGUCACGCUUAUGUUUGGCAUUAUCUGACAAGUCAGGCUUAUGUGCUUCAGGCCUCUGUCAAUCAAAGCCGGAUUAAAACUUAUUUCAUGUAGGUAUUUUAAAUAAAAUAUGCCUUUGUGCACAUGGACAGUUGUGCACCACAGAGCUUUUCAAUUAACUGUUAAAUAAAUUGAAUAUAACAUAACUCCCAAGACUCUCUUCUUGGCAGCCUCUCUAGCAAGUUCUGUGUAUCUGUACAGAUACUUAAAAAAACAGAUCAUCAUGAAAAUAGGUCAGGGUUUCCAUCUAAUUUCAAUGCCUUCCUAGUUAGCAAUUCAACUUUUUUGGUUUGUAACUUUGUUACAUUUCAAGUUUUCAUAGGUGUCCUGGCGUCCUUACCAUAGAUACAAAUGGUACAGUUCCUGCUUCAGAAAUAUCAGGCUCCUGGCAUGCCUCAGAUCUCUACAGUAAUUUUGGUGGUAACAGGAGUGUUUACAGUAUAAUUAAUAAAAUAAUUUUUAAUGGCUCUUUUAGCACCCACAAAACCUUAUCAGCAAAACACUUAAUUUUCUAAAAUAUACAGAACAGUUCUGUUGCAUUUUAAAGAGGAUGUACAGCAGCUGAACAGCCUCAUGGCAUGCAGAUGAUUCUGUCAACAAUAUAAGUGUUAUAUUGUAUCAACCACCUGCAAAUCUUCACUCUCCUGAAUUGCUAGCAACAGUUCUUACUUUGUUCAAGAUUUAGCUUUGUAAUAGAAGCUUGCAAAAACAAAGCACAGAAGGAUGCUUGACACACUGUGUAUGAACUAAGGAACAGUAUUUUAGAACAACCUUAUAAUUCCUAUUGGGCUGCAAAACAGGAAAAUUCUGAAUAGAGCUAUAUGUAUCCUCAGUUCUGACACCACGACUUCAAGCUUUGUUCUUCUUUUCCAUUAUAUGAACUGAACUCCUUUUACAAAGGCUGUGUCUGUAUAUAUUAUGUAACUUUAAAUGUUACCUGUGUAAGAUCAUAUCUUAUAUAUAUGGACACAGGUACACAUAAGUAUUUUUUAAAUUAAGAUUGUAAUAUCACCAGAUCUGCUCUUGGAAAUCCAGGGGGACCAAAAUAUUUUAGCAUUCAAAAUAUUAAUUUUGUAUCAUUUCAAGUAUAUACCAAAACAGUUUCUGAUUAAUACUGAUGCAAAUGUUUAUUGUAAAUAUUACAUACAUUAUACAUUCACUUAAGUUUUGUGGAUUUAAUCAACUUUGCGUUUUAGUAGCAUUGAAGCCUCAGUUUGGUUUACAGACUUGUGACCAGAUGGAUAUGGACAUGGAGAACAAGGAGCAUUGGAAAUAGUCUGAUGCUGAAAAGCCUGAAAUGUUGUUUUUGAAAUGCUGGAAUUCUUCAGGGACCUUCCAACCUUAAAAGCUGGAAUUCUGGGAUGUUUCUCAAGCAGACUCUCCAAGUAUGACACACUGUCACCCUCCUAUGGUUCUGCUUGUAAUCCUAAGAAAGACUUUGUAUAUAAGUAAAGACGUUAUCAACUGUGUGGGGACAUGAAGGUGUCAAAUGAAGUAAGAGGCUAUUUUAUUUUUUCAGUAAUGACUCUGAGUGUGAUUGCCAUGAAAUUCACCUUUUAGUUAGUUCCUUGUUUAAAUUGUGCCAUCAAAAUGAUUGCAAGGUGUUAAUCAUUUUGUGUUUAAAAAAACAAGCAAACAAAAAAAUCCCUUCACCAUAUCUGUUGCUUUAAACUCAAAUUACCUCUUAAAAGACCAAGGUACAUUUACCUCAUGUGUAUAUAAUGUUUAAUAUUUUUCAGAAUGUUCUCCAGGUUUGCAGUUACAUGUUUCUAGAAAUAUGGGUAUUACAAAAUUUACAACUUCAGUGGUACUAAGUGUAUUAUCUGGUGCCCCAAAACACUUUAUUUUCUGUAUUUUAUUGUAUUAGCAAGUUUGCUGCUUUGUCACUGUAGCACCUGCCCUUACAUAGCUGUGUGGAUACUGCCUUGUAAAUUUUACUUUUUGGAUGAUUUGAGGAUCCUGUACAGAUGAGUGUCACUUUUUUAAACCUUACCAAAUUGUGCAUUUCCCGUACAUUUCUGAAAAUAUGUAUUGUAUUUGUAGAGUAUACAUUUCAAUGGAUUGUAAAUAGGACAGUAGAAGAGUGGAUGCUUAUGUUAAGUGCUAACACUACAGUAGAGAGAUUAAAGCAGUGAAAAUAAAUAACUUUUUUCAAAAUGCA